GAGGGCGGGGAGGAGAUGCAGGGCGCCGUGGGGCUGCGCUGCACCUGGGACCUCCCGCCGCCCUCUGGCACCCAGGCCAAGUGGGUGAGGCUCAACGUGGGGGGCACCGUCUUCCUCACCACCAGGCAGACCCUUUGUCGGGAGCAGAAAUCUUUCCUGUGGCGCUUGUGCCAGGGCGAGGAGCUGCAGUCGGACCGGGAUGAGACUGGUGCAUACCUAAUAGAUCGGGACCCCACUUACUUUGGACCUAUUCUGAAUUUCCUCCGUCAUGGGAAACUGGUCUUGGAUAAAGAUAUGGCUGAAGAGGGGGUCCUAGAAGAAGCUGAGUUCUAUAACAUUGGUCCUUUAAUCCGAAUAAUCAAGGAUCGACUAGAGGAGAAGGACUACACAGUAACUCAGGUGCCUCCUAAGCAUGUCUACCGUGUGCUACAGUGCCAGGAGGAGGAACUCACUCAGAUGGUUUCCACUAUGUCGGAUGGGUGGCGCUUUGAGCAGCUUGUGAACUAUGGGAAUGAGGAUCAGACAGAGUUCCUGUGUGUGGUCUCCAAAGAGCUGUACAACACCCCCAGUGGCCUGAGCUCUGAGCCCAGCCACAAAGCCAAGAGCACAGAGGAGGACCCGGAGGAGGAAGAGCAGGAGAUGGAGGAGGAGGCAGAAGCAGAAGCAGAGGAGAAAGCUGUUACAAGCCAGAGCUGUUACAAGCCAGAGGUCUGA
Chaetura pelagica (chimney swift) is the source of this 714-nucleotide messenger RNA. It is a transcript of the gene KCTD17, whose product is annotated as potassium channel tetramerization domain containing 17. Gene Ontology annotation, molecular function: cullin family protein binding. Gene Ontology annotation, cellular component: cytoplasm; Cul3-RING ubiquitin ligase complex. The transcript is spliced from 8 exons. NCBI's taxonomy places the organism in Eukaryota, Metazoa, Chordata, Aves, Apodiformes, Apodidae. The coding region runs from base 16 to 714 and encodes 232 amino acids. Gene Ontology annotation, biological process: proteasome-mediated ubiquitin-dependent protein catabolic process; protein homooligomerization. The record is from RefSeq and is a predicted model, not a curated record.